Lycium barbarum (goji berry) is the source of this 1110-nucleotide messenger RNA. RefSeq lists its product as uncharacterized. NCBI's taxonomy places the organism in Eukaryota, Viridiplantae, Streptophyta, Magnoliopsida, Solanales, Solanaceae. Gene Ontology annotation, molecular function: protein dimerization activity. The record is from RefSeq and is a predicted model, not a curated record. The transcript has a single exon. Bases 1 to 1110 code for a protein of 369 amino acids.
AUGGAUGAAUUUCGAGAUUCUCAAAAAGAAAGAAUUCAAGAGGCAUUAGAUUUGGGUGAGCUUACAACCGGUAGUGGCUUGAAUCAAGAACUUGGUCUUUCAAAAGCUUGUGAUACGCGUUGGAGAUCUCAUUUUAAAUCUUUCAACAAUUUUAUUCUUAUGUUUGGCUCUAUUCUUAAUUUUCUUGAAUCACUUGUUCUUGAUGCACGAUUAUUGGAUGAAAGAGCCAAGGCAAUGGGAUAUCUUGAAGCUUGUCGAACAUAUGAGAUUGCGUUCAUGUUGCAUUUGAUGAGUGAUGUUUUAGCAAUCACAAAUGAGCUUAAUAAAUGCUUACAAAAAAAGGAGCAAGAUUUGGCAAAUGCCAUGUUACUUGUUGAAGUAGCAAAAAUAAGGUUGCAAGCAUAUAGGGAUGAAGAAUGGGAUUCUCUUAUUGCUAGGGUGUCUUUGUUUUGUAUCAAGCAUGAAAUUUUGGUACCUAACUUUGAGGAGCCAUAUGUUAGCUCUUUAAGAUCACGAAGGAGACUUGGUGACAAUAAAGUCUCUCAUCAUUAUCGUGUUGAGGUAUUUUCCAAUAUCAUUGAUUGGCAACUUCAAGAACUUAAAGAUCGUUUUGGCGAAGCGACGACUGAUUUGCUUCAUGGAGUUUCUUGUUUGAAUCCAAUUGACUUGUUUUCAAGUUUUGAUAUCAGGAAAAUAAUGAAAAUGGCUAAAUUAUAUCCUGAUGACUUUAAUGAAUUCAAUAUGGGUUCUCUUGAGAAUCAACUUGCAAGUUACAUUAUUGAUGUUCGUGAUGUUGAUGAAAGGUUCUCCAAUCUAAAAGGGCUUUGUGAUCUUUCGAAAAAAUUAGUUCAGACAAAGAAGCAUUCAAAUUAUCCUCUUGUAUUCCGCUUAGUGAAACUUGCUUUGCUUCUGCCGGUUGCCACUGCAUCCGUUGAAAGAGCUUUUUCAGCAAUGAAUUUUAUCAAGAAUGACUUGCGGAGUCAAAUGAGUGAUGAUUUUUUUAGCGGUUGUUUGGUGCCUUAUCUAGAAAAAGAUGUAUUUGAUAAUGUUUCUAAUGAUGCUAUUAUUAAGACAUUUCAAGAUAUGAAACCUCAUAGAGUACAAUUGUAG